GUUUUCGAAAUAAAAAAGGAGAAAGCGGAAUCCUGCUCCUCAACCUCUAACUCUCACAUCAACGGUACCAUUUCGCGCCGAAAACCGCAUCGAAUUGGAUUCCUGGUUUCAUCACUUUUGCACCACAACUCUGAAGGAUUCCAUAUGGAUUCUCUUAUCAUCUCUGGCCUCAGAUCCAUUGCGAGCUUCAAUCUUGCACAUAGUGCCCCAAAGAGAAAGGAAAUGCCUUUCUGUGAAGCAGAAACAGAAUUGACGUUCGAUUUUCGGUCGUUUCUUCAAUUAUGCCGACCUUGAAUUCUCCGUUAGGCGUACCUGGUGAUGGUAGAUGUUUGUUCCGUUCUGUGGUUCAUGGAGCUUGCUUGAGAGAAGGAAGAUUGUCUCCAAGUGACAGCGUUCAAAAGGAAUUAGCAGAUGAUCUUAGAGCUAAGGUUGUGGAUGAAUUCAUUAAGAGGCGUCAAGACACUGAAUGGUUUCUUGAAGGUGAUUUUGAUACAUACAUUGCACAGAUGAGGCAGCCUCAUAUUUGGGGAGGAGAACCUGAGCUGCUGAUGUCCUCCCAUGUGCUACAGAUGCCUAUCACUGUAUAUAUGAAGGAUCAGUUCUCUGGCAACCUCAAAUCCAUAGCUGAAUAUGGUCAAGAGUAUGGCAAGGAAAACCCCGUCCGUGUGCUGUAUCAUGGUUGUGGACACUAUGAUGCAUUGCAAACCUCUUAUUGUGGACCACAAGCCAAGAUCUACAAGAAAAGAUGAAGAGGUUCCAUGAGUAAGAAGAAUUGCAGUAUUAGCAUACAUUCCUAUAUAUGACAUGAUGUACUAAAGUAUGUUCUUACUUGAAUUCAAAAAUUACACCUAAUGAUUCUGAAUAAAAGGUGUAUUCUGUAUAGCAAUUCUCUGUCUUUAUAA
Macadamia integrifolia is the source of this 902-nucleotide messenger RNA. Its product is annotated as OVARIAN TUMOR DOMAIN-containing deubiquitinating enzyme 4-like. Gene Ontology annotation, cellular component: cytosol; nucleus. The coding region runs from base 282 to 749 and encodes 155 amino acids. NCBI's taxonomy places the organism in Eukaryota, Viridiplantae, Streptophyta, Magnoliopsida, Proteales, Proteaceae. Gene Ontology annotation, biological process: protein deubiquitination; endoplasmic reticulum unfolded protein response. Gene Ontology annotation, molecular function: cysteine-type deubiquitinase activity. The record is from RefSeq and is a predicted model, not a curated record. The transcript is spliced from 6 exons.